AUGAACAGCAGUCUGUCAGAACAGCAACAGCCACAACAGCAGAAGGAAGCUCCUGGUUUCUUUCAGGAAGCUUAUGAAGAUAUCACUUCUUCUUUUAAAGGCAGCCCCGUGAUGAUGGGUGCAACUGCCAUUGCAGCAGUUUGGGUUGUCAAGUCGCUCUUUUUCUCCAAGCGCGGACCUGGUGUUGGUGGUCGCGAGUUUUUCACUGGUGGGUUUGAGCCUAAGAUGAAUGCUAAAGAGGCUCUUCAGAUUUUGGGUCUUCGUGAGUCUACUCUCACCAAGUCUAAGCUUAAGGAUUCGCACCGCAGAAUCAUGCUGCUGAACCACCCGGAUAAGGGAGGUUCGCCAUUCCUUGCCACCAAGAUUAAUGAGGCCAAGGACUUUUUGGAGAAGAGAGGUGGACUGAAAUAA
Magnusiomyces paraingens is the source of this 411-nucleotide messenger RNA. RefSeq lists its product as uncharacterized. Bases 1 to 411 code for a protein of 136 amino acids. NCBI's taxonomy places the organism in Eukaryota, Fungi, Ascomycota, Dipodascomycetes, Dipodascales, Dipodascaceae. Gene Ontology annotation, molecular function: ATPase activator activity. Gene Ontology annotation, biological process: protein import into mitochondrial matrix. The transcript has a single exon. Gene Ontology annotation, cellular component: PAM complex, Tim23 associated import motor. The record is from RefSeq and is a predicted model, not a curated record.